This is a messenger RNA of Rubroshorea leprosula, 1901 nucleotides long. The record is from the annotation of a GenBank genome assembly. Lineage: Eukaryota; Viridiplantae; Streptophyta; Magnoliopsida; Malvales; Dipterocarpaceae.
GUUUCAAUGAAGGUCUCAAGAACCCAACAAGAGAUGCUCAAGACAAUCCGGAAUAUUCUUAUGGGAGAUUGCCAUAUUAGUUAUGGAAUGUUAGUGGGUAUGGAUCAUGUACUGAUGCAGCAAUCACUGGCAUAAAUGCCUCCUCUAUUGAUGUAACUCCAGUUAAUGUUCACUGUCACUAUUGGAGAUGAUGUAGCAAUCUCAGCAUUCAGCCUUCUAGGUCAGUUUGCAAAAUGAUUUGUAGCUCAUUUCAUAAUAGAUUGUGACAAAUAUUGAUUCUUUUGUGGAUCUUCCAUUCUCAUUUAGUCAUUUUCUAUUAUGGUGGUGUCUCAUGCACUACCAUCUUUGUCAGCAAAGAACUCAUUAACUAAAUUUAGUCUCAUCUUGUUAGAUUUUCAGAAGAUUAGGUGCAGGUCCUUACUGGGAGUCAUUUUGUCAAAACUUAUAUAUGCAACGUUUUUUCCUAUUGCUUCUUCUAAAAUGACAUGGUGGAGUGAACCAACUACUAACUGAAAUUUGAAAGUUAGGAUAAAUGCUUCAACCAAUUUGCUUAAGGUUAAUUUUGUUUAAUUUAUCCAUUUGGUUUCUUUCCUGAUUUGUCCUAGUAUGAUGUUAAGCGAAUCAUGCUUUAAUGGCUGUGAUUUUCAAGCUCACUUCUGCAUCUAUGUACUUCUGCAAAUAUUUUCUUUUAAACAAUGUCAGAAGUGUAACAACCUCAAUUUACUGUAAGUUCUAUUUGUUUAACACCAAGAAACUGUUUCAAUGUGGUCAAGCACUUGGAUUUGUAAGCAACCUCAAGUUACUGACAAUUGUAUGGCUAAGUUCUAUUCAUGGUAUUUCUCAUAGUUCUGCUAGCUUCAUUUCCUAUUAUAAUGUCCAAGCUGAUAUUGUGUGUUGCCGUCUUUUCAUCUUGGAUGCUAUUGCAUUUUGAAUUUUAUCUUCCAUUUAGCCUAUAUGGGAUUAGCACUCUUCUUUUAGUCAUCUUAAUUCUUCUUUUUUUCUCUUUUUGAGAGCUUCUUGAAUGUUUUAUUGAUUUCUUCACAGCUUCUCCUUUGACAUUUUUGAAGGAUCCCCACGGUAAUGGGAAAAACUCACUAUGUCACUGAGUGUUAUAGCAUUGGUUGCCAUGAGCAGUUCACUUUGUUGUAUAUUUGCUCCUGGACACUCUGGCACUUGUAAUGGUGCUGCUGCAGAAGGUUUGUUUCAGUCUUAAUCAUUUUGACUGCAGAAUACCUAUUGUUGACGUGCCAAAAUAGAUGGAGUCGCCAUCUAUCCAAAUGAGGUGGGAUAGAUCACCAAGGCCUUUGCAGAAAUUAACUAGGUUCGGAGAGUCGGUUAAGCGUGGGGAAGGUGUUAGGCACCCCACAAACUUCCAUAUAAAUAUGGUUACCACAUACUUUAAUUUUGGAGAAAUUUCAAUUUUUAUCAAAUAAUAAUAAUUACCAAAUAAAUAAAAAAAAAUCACUUCAACAAAAAAAAAAAAAAAUCCCUCAAUCAUUUUUUAUUCUCCGUUUCUUUUCUUUUCUUUUUUUUUUUUCAUUUCUGCUUUCUCUUCUUCCUUUUUCCGUUUCUGCUUUCUUUUCUUUUCUUUUUUUCAUUUUCUGUUUUUUUUUGUUCCAUUUUUUUUCCGCCUCUGUUUUUUUUUUGUUCUUUCCUUUCUUUUCUUUUUUCUGCACUUCUUUUCCUUUUUUUUUUUUUUUUUUUUUUUUAUCUAAUGCAUUUCAAAAACAUAGCAAAUCCUAGAAAAAAAAAAUCUGUUCAUUAUUUCAGAUUACCGGAGCAUAAACUAAAUCACAGUACCCAUAUCUUCACCCAAACAGCAGCUUCUAAAUGAUAACCUAAACUUAAAAAGACGGUAAUUGAUUUUGUUAAAUUACUCUGACUAAACCAGGAAACAGCCA